Sporothrix brasiliensis 5110 is the source of this 1137-nucleotide messenger RNA. RefSeq lists its product as uncharacterized. The record is from RefSeq and is a predicted model, not a curated record. Lineage: Eukaryota; Fungi; Ascomycota; Sordariomycetes; Ophiostomatales; Ophiostomataceae. The coding region runs from base 1 to 1137 and encodes 378 amino acids. The transcript has 2 exons.
AUGGGCACCUUUCAAGCCAACCACAUGGGAAACCUCAUCUUUCCGAACGCACCGCCCCACAGCAUGCUUGUUAAUCCACACAUGGCCGGCUCGGCAAGACACAUGGCACCCCAGGCCCAGGCACCACUUCCGUUCAUCGCCCCAAGGCCGCCGAUGGCGUCCGACAUUCCUCCGGGUGGAAUGCCGCAUCACCUCCAGCAUCACAUGCAUCAGCAGCCAAUACAAAUGCAGGGGCUUCCGCUCCAUGCGGAACAACUUUACCACCAAGGGCAGCCGAUACCAUUACACCCUCAUCAGGUGCCGUACAUGCCACUGAGCCCGCAAAAUCCUCAUGUGGAUCCAGCUGCCUUCCAACAUCAAACAUGGCAGCAACCACGCCAAGAGACAGUGAACCUCAACAGCUUCAACCAGCCACCUUUGAUAUCGCCUGUGGGCUAUGAGUCAAUUCCAACCACGGCCGAAGCGUCUACGGCACACGUUCCGAUCAACCCGGCACAAUGGCCCAGUGGAGACCAUGUUACCGAUGUCACUAGUAUUCCUGUGUCCCAUGAAGACGUUCGGACGUUUGUCAACGAGGAAGGGAAGCCAGCCAGGUUUAUUUAUGAUGAAGAAACUGCGUACUGGUACCCCGACGAUGACGCAUCCAUGGCGGCAUCCGAAGACGAGGAAGGAGAGUCUGAGGACGAGGCGCAACACCUGGAAUCCAACGACCUCGGUGCUAUUGUUGCAAGGCGUUUGCACAAUCGUCCAAUUGAUGCCUUUGGCACCCAUAUGCGAACGUUUUCAAACUUUGCAGACGCCAACGUACUGGCAACUUACAUUCCAUCUUCAAUUAACUCGCCUCUCAAUGACGCACAAACCGCUUCGGUUUUCUGGUACUUUGUCAACGUCACCGGUCCCAGCAUGUCGCUUUUUGAACGCCGUCCAGUCGACCCAACGCCCAUCUUUCAAGGCCAACCUGUGCCCCGGUCUCGACAGCACAUCUGGACCUAUGGCAAGACUCCAAGGCGCGCCGCAUACGGCCUCGAUGAAGCACUAUCAUUUGAGCUUGCGGAGAAUCGCGCGGAACUGCGGGAGCCCAUCUCGCCGCGUACAGCCCGCGACUUUGGCCGCCACAAUGCUUCUUGGGUUCUAUGA